Messenger RNA from Aureobasidium melanogenum CBS 110374, 1548 nucleotides. Its product is annotated as glutathione synthase. Bases 1 to 1548 code for a protein of 515 amino acids. The transcript has 3 exons. Gene Ontology annotation, biological process: glutathione biosynthetic process. Gene Ontology annotation, cellular component: cytosol. Lineage: Eukaryota; Fungi; Ascomycota; Dothideomycetes; Dothideales; Saccotheciaceae. Gene Ontology annotation, molecular function: glutathione binding; glutathione synthase activity; ATP binding. The record is from RefSeq and is a predicted model, not a curated record.
AUGUCGCGUGAAAUCUACCCAAAGUACCCUCCGGACCUCAACGAGGAGCAGCUUCAAUACUUGAUUACUAAUGUCAAAGACUGGUCAAUUGCAAAUGGUCUGGCUGUAAGACCCGUGCCCUCAUGGAUUUCGAAGGAGCAGGAUCCGGUGGGCUCGUUAGCAGUGACUGCUCCUGUUACCCUCUUCCCUAGCUUGUUCCCUAGAAACUGCUUUGAACAAGGUCUUGGCAUUCAAACAGCGUACAAUGAGCUCUAUGCCGCUAUCGCAAGCAACGAGACUUGGCUGAAGGAGAUUGUUGAGGAACUCGUUGAAGUGGAUGAUUUCAUCGCUGAGCUGUGGAAGGUCCACCAAGCCGUGAAGAAGGAGGGAUAUGUCCAGGGCAUUACUCUUGGUCUUUUCCGUUCUGACUACAUGGUCCAUCUAGACCCGGCCCAUUCUGCUGCCAAACCUACCAUCAAACAAGUAGAAUUCAACACCAUUGCUUCAUCCUUUGGUGGACUUUCUACACAGGUCUCAAAGCUACACAACUAUCUUCUCUCUGUGGAUGCCUACCCAGAAGAAACUCAAUCGACUAUCAAGACUUCUUCACUCCCUCCAAGCACAUCGGUUCCAUCGCUUGCUGGAGGUUUGGCUGCCGGUCAUCAUGCUUAUGGAGAAUCAAGGAGCGGUUCUCCUCUUUGUGUCAUAUUCCUUGUUCAGGAUCCAGAACGCAAUGUUUUCGAUCAGAGACACUUGGAAUAUACUCUUUUCAACGAGCAUCAAGUCAGGGCUUUCCGUGUAUCCUUCAACCAAGUCAUGUCUCACACCAGACUUGACGAGAAGCGUACUUUGCUCUACACCCCUCCUCACACCCCCAACAAGACGUGGGAGGUAUCACUGGUCUACUUCCGCGCUGGCUACUCUCCCGAUGAUUACUCUGGCAAGGCUGACUGGAACGCUCGUCUGCACAUUGAACGUAGUGCAGCUGUCAAAUGCCCUAGUAUCUUGACUCACUUGGCUGGCUCGAAGAAAGUGCAGCAAGUCCUCGCGACACCAAACUCGCCUCACCUUGCCCGCUUCCUUCCAGACAAGAACAAAGCUGCCGAGGUCCUUAAGACAUUUGCUCCAAUCUAUCCUCUCGACAAGAGCGAAGCAGGUCAAGAAGCUCGCAAACUUGCUCAGAACCCAGAAACAGCAACCCGUUAUGUCCUCAAGCCUCAGCGUGAGGGUGGCGGCAACAACGUCUACCGCAAAGCCAUUCCCAAGUUCCUCAAAGAAACUCCUGAAUCACAUUGGCCAGCUUAUAUCUUGAUGGAGAUGAUUGAGCCCCCAGCCUUGACCAAUACCAUUUUCCGCAACGGAGAAGUUCAAAAGGGUGGCGUCAUCGGAGAACUGGGCGUAUAUGGUGUUUGCUUGUGGAAGACACAGAGCGGUCAGGAUGGCGUACAAGAGAUGCUCGCGAACAGACAGGCUGGCUAUCUGCUUAGAACCAAGGGCGACCAAAGCGAAGAGGGUGGAGUCGCAGCUGGCUUUGGCUCCGUCGACAGUGUUUGUCUUGUCGACGUGUGA